Messenger RNA from Helicoverpa zea (corn earworm), 786 nucleotides. RefSeq names its product U-scoloptoxin(01)-Cw1a-like. NCBI's taxonomy places the organism in Eukaryota, Metazoa, Arthropoda, Insecta, Lepidoptera, Noctuidae. The transcript is spliced from 5 exons. The record is from RefSeq and is a predicted model, not a curated record. Gene Ontology annotation, cellular component: extracellular region. Gene Ontology annotation, molecular function: chitin binding. Bases 88 to 501 code for a protein of 137 amino acids.
AUUUCAGUGCAGUGCAGUGAUCUGUGUUGUGUUACUGUGUAUACCGGUUUCAGCUGAGCCCUUUUAAAUUAGGGUACCGCAGCGAAAAUGCCACAACAAAAACAAAUUUGCGGGAUCAGCCUGGGUUCUGUAGGAGUUCUGACUGUAUUAUUCUAUCUUAUCGAUCGAUCAUUAGCUUCAUUAGACGGAUAUAUACCCGGGGAAGAUUACCCGGUCUUCACAGAGGUGCCAAAAGGCUUAUCGUUUACCUGUGACGAUAAGAUUCCCGGAUACUAUGCUGAUCCUGAAACUAUGUGUCAAGUGUGGCAUUGGUGCGUGCCCAGCAUUGGCGGCAACCUCAUGUACUCGUUCGUGUGCGGCCCCGGGACUGUCUUCAACCAGAGGACCAGGGUCUGUGACUGGUUCUUCAAGGUGGAUUGUCCAAACGCUCCAGCUUACUACGGGAUCAACGAAGACCUGUACAAGGAUGAAGCCGGAAACUUUAUAAACGGGAAAAAGUAGAUCUUAAACCCUUAUGGAGAUGUGCCCACUAUUGACUUAAUUCAUCGACUAUUUACGAACUUAUAUCGACCAGAAAUGUUAUGUCAAAAUUGUUAGAGUUCUUUAGAGAGCUGAAGUAUUUUUUAUCUAUUUUUUACUACAAAUCUCUUGGAUAUAAUUUUCAAGUUCUGCUUCUUCUUUCUAAAUUCAGACGUAAAAUGGCAGAAAAACAAAAAAAAAACGCAGAGGUGAUGCAACCGCAAAAAAAAUACCAAACAUUAUCAAUACUCCUUUUAUGGGAAAUCG